Pieris napi is the source of this 4309-nucleotide messenger RNA. RefSeq names its product deformed epidermal autoregulatory factor 1 (gene Deaf1). Lineage: Eukaryota; Metazoa; Arthropoda; Insecta; Lepidoptera; Pieridae. Bases 162 to 1529 code for a protein of 455 amino acids. The transcript has 6 exons. Gene Ontology annotation, molecular function: RNA polymerase II cis-regulatory region sequence-specific DNA binding; DNA-binding transcription activator activity, RNA polymerase II-specific. Gene Ontology annotation, biological process: positive regulation of transcription by RNA polymerase II. The record is from RefSeq and is a predicted model, not a curated record.
CAAUAGUUUCUAUUCGAUUCAAUCUUCUACAUUCUACACAUUGAGUUAUGGCCGACAACAACAGUAAGUCUGAAAAAUGUGUAAUAAUUUUGUUUUACAUACAUAACGUUGUACAAACAUUCGCAAUUACACGUCACGGGCGCGUGUGAAGAUAUUUUGUUAUGGCAGCCGAAAGAAGUUCGGAAAACGUCGUCAUGCCGACCUCUACCGAAGCAACCGAAGACGAUCCCUUGUCGACUUCAACCGAGCACGAUAGCGAUCGUUCAGAUGUUAGAAAUGUUACAAUAAGACGUGGAAUCAAAUCAUCUCGAUUUACAAAUGACACCAGCUAUAUUUCAUCGCCUGCCUCUUUACAAGUUGGCACUCUAGUGCCAGGGACCUCUUUUAAUGUGAUAGCACCGGAUCAGUUGCCACAUUUUAAGCCUAUGCUUUGUGUUGAUAACGGUUUUAUUUCGAGUAGUUCCCUUGCAGAAGAUAUUAAAACUACACAUAUCGUUAUACAAGAAUCAGCUUUGCCGACCCCACAAGAAUCGAAACAUAUAAACUCUAAUACAAAUUCAUCAAUAUCAGGUACGAGCAGCAGUAAUCAGUCAUGGACGGAAACAGCAAAUAUGCCUGUUAUACCGAUAAGAUGCAAAAAUACCUCGGCAGAAUUACACAAAAGCAAGCUUGGGUCUGGUGGCCGUGGAAAGUGUAUAAAGUAUUGUUCUGAAUGGUAUACGCCAAGUGAAUUUGAGGCUUUAUGUGGUAGAGCAUCCAGUAAGGACUGGAAAAGGUCUAUUAGAUUUGGUGGUAAAAGUUUACAAGUGCUAAUUGAAGAAGGUAUCCUGACUCCUCAUGCUGCAAGUUGUACAUGUGGAGCAUGUUGUGAUGAUCUGACAGCAACAGGCCCUGUGAGGUUGUUUAUACCAUACAAAAGAAAAAAACGUAGUCCUCAAGAUGAUAUUCAAACAAAAACAACCCGAUUAAGAUCCAAAGGUAAACAUGAACCAGAAAAGCCUGAUAUAGAUAUGUGUCAUAACAGCAACUCUAAAGAGACAUGGCAGUCCAUUGCAGAAGAGCUGGAAAGUACCAGUGAUUAUGAUUUGUUAGCUUCUGAUCCCGCUCAGGAUACCAUUGCUAUACCAGCACUUAAGGAAAUAGAAGUACCCACUACUAGCAGUGUAAUGAAACGAAUGGAUGAUAUAGUGGACAUAUUUCUAAAAUUAUCUCAGGAGCUAAAGCAAUGUGUAGAAGAUAUUCAUUCAAUAAAUAAGAGUCAAUUGGAAAGACUUGAGCAUGUGAAGGCAUCUGAAUUAUUAGCAACUUCUGUAGAAGCACAAGUUGAAGAUGAGUUUGCUCCAAACACUGUGGAAGCAAGCUUAAAAAAGUGUGCCAAUUGUAACCGCGCCGCAUCAGCAGAGUGUUCCUUAUGUCGUAGAACACUAUACUGUUCAACAUUUUGUCAGAAAAAAGACUGGGCUGUACAUCAAAUUGAAUGUUUGCGUGAUGUACCCACCAUGCUUAUUGUAGAAAGCCAACCCCAAUAAUAUAUAUCUUAUUUAUUUAUGUAAAAAUUUUAUGUGAAUAUUUAAUGUUAAGCAUAAAAGAACAUAUUCUAAAUAACACUGAUAAGCAAUAUUGAAAGUGAAUUAAUCAUUAAUUAAUCCAGAUGGAAAAUAUGACCGCGAUAUAGAACGCCAAGUGAAUGCUAAGAAUAGAAUAAAUAGUUGCAUUCCUUUAUGUAUAGCCAAGAAAUCUCAAAUGAGGCGACUGGCCAUACAAAAGGGAAUGCUUAGAUGGUUUGGCCGUGUGGAACAGGUGUAUGGGAAGCGACUUACAAGUAUGAUAAACAUGGCAACCAUGGAUAUUGAUGUCGGGUUGGGCAGGCCUUGUCGUGUUGUGAACAUAUAAAUAAAACUGGCUUAAAUUAAGCCGAUGUUAAUGGGGUAACGAUGUGUAGUGAUCUAUCGUGUCAAUUUAAACGAAGUGAUUGUAACCAAACUUGUUGGACCAAAAUAUCCAAAUAUGUACAGUGGAUUUCGCGUAUAACGACGAUGAAAGGAACCACUCUAAUUUCGUCGUUACAGGCAAAGGUAGAAGUAUAGGCAUGUGUAUAGUUUAUAUUAAUUUAUUAUUGAAAACAUUUUCAAACAUAGUUAUUCACUAGUUUCUUUUCAGUACAUUCACAUUCUAAAAAUUGUGUAAUAUUAGUUUGUUUCAAUUUAUAUUAUGUGCUAGUGUAUGCUGUAUUCUAUUUUCAUUACUUCUUUAAUAUCUAUAAUUUUAACAAGGAUUACACAAGUCACAAUUAAGAAACGUUAAUGCAAAAGAGUUUUACAAGAUGAUAGGGUAGCCAAUCGUAAUCGGACGACUGCUCGAAGGUACUUUGAAUCAAGUUAGAAGGGCAUUUUCGACAUCUAGAUUCGUCAGCUUGCGGUUUUUCUUAAUGUUUAAGAAUUUGAAUUCAAAGUAUUCUGAUACUUUAUCACAGUUUUUCCACAUCGUUGUUGUUGUUGAAUGGGAAACUUUGUAUUCUUAGCACAAAUCAGCAUUGUUUUCACCGUUUGUCAAUUUUAAUAUGAUUUCCGUCUUUUCUUUAACAUUAAAUGUGCGUCUAUCAGCCAUACUUAUUCAAAAGUUUACUUUACCCUGUUACUACUCAGAAUAUCACUUUGAAACUGACCCAUAAAUUUAACUCCGAAACGUAAACGCUUACCUACCCUACCUACUUAGCUGAUCUUCAAACAAAAGGUAAAGGUCUCCGCAGUUUCUGACCAUCUGUGUGAAUGUAAACAAAAGAUAAGAAAUAUUUGUGAAGGAAAUAAAUGUUUGUGACUUUGGCGGCUGACUGGUCGCAAAAUCUGCAUGGGAUUUCUAGGAAUUUGUUACAAAUAAAUUCAUUAAAAAGUCUCUACCCGAACUCGGUGUUACAUACAAAUGUGAAAUAUGAAUUUUUUACUAAAGUAUGCUUUAAAUUCUAGGGACUUAGAUUUAACGUCGUUAUAACUAAAUGGUCGUAAUAAAUGAAAUCCACUGUAUAUGCUUGUAAAUUCUGUUAAUCAUAUACAUAUAACAUCUUAUUAAAAUUAACGCUGCUCCUAUUCAGCCGUGUUGGCCAAAAAAAAUCUUCCAGUGUGUUUUGAUAGUUUGGUCUUCGUUACCUCUGCCAUGGUUAGCCUUAUCGUUUACAAACAUAUAGACUUAAACAAUAGAUGCGCUAGUUAGUAAAUAUUUUAUGAAAUAAUGUUUAUUAUAUUGUUAAUAAAAAAGAUCGUUUUACCAAUUUAUUUUAUAGUUAUUUAACUUGUACAUAUAAUGUGAAUGAAAUUUAAAAAAAUGCCAUGGGAUUACGAGCGAUAAUAGAUUACUGUGGGACUUGUACUUAAUUGAGUGAUUGUCAUAAAUUUGCAUCGGAUCAGUCCUCCAUUCUAUAUAAGAUAAAUUUAUCAUAAAUGUGAUUUAAACUGAACACCAAAAAUUAAUAUAAAGUGUAGAUGUAAUAAUAAUAAUUUUAUAAAUGACACUUAUACAAUUAAAAUAAAAACAAAUCUUUUCGAUUUACAUAUGCCUAGUUAUUUAAUAAUAAUGCAAAAUUUAAAUACGAAUAAUAGUGUUGUAAUUUUUUAUAUUAAAUUCAAGAUAAUGAUUACUUAAAUUUUGUUGUAAUUUCGCUAUGACACUUAGGCCGGAUAUUCUUUUUAGCAAUUCUUAGUAACAAUGAUCCGAUAAAUCAGAGAUGUAUGUCAAUAUUUAUGUUGUUGAUUGAGCAAUAGCAAAUAUUUUUCACGGUUAAAUAUGCAAAAAUAAUUAUUAUUCUUAUUUUUAUAUUGCACCUAUUUCCUUAAGUCAUAAAAACGAAUGAAUAUAAUAUGAAAUGUCUAAAGGUAAAGGAAGCAUUUUAUAAAUUUGUUAGCUAUGUUUAGCUUAUUUGUUUCAAGUUUCUGUGGGUCACAUGUCCCUAUGUUUUCUCAGAAUCUCAGCUGGGUAGAGUACCAUUUACUAGGCUGUGUAUGAGUUCGUUCCAGUUACUUGAUUUAAAGCGUACAGAAACUGUUACAGGCAAAAACUUAUCUAUUUAUGUAAUAAUUAGUGGCAUAUACCUAGUAAUAUUGGUCAAUAAAACAAAUUCAUUACUGACUAGCAAUAGUAUCCUGAUUGGGAUCAAUUCAAUUUGUAUAAGGUACAAGCAUAACUUUUAUCAACGUACAAACUUGCCUUAUGCGUUGUUACUGAGAAGAUAUCAUGUUAUUUUUUAAACAGUGCCUUUUUUAAGCGUUCAUCGUUUAUGGUUAUGUAAUUUGAAGAAGUAUUAAAGAAUUAUGAAUUA